Molecule: messenger RNA, 2097 nt
Organism: Branchiostoma floridae (Florida lancelet)
Lineage: Eukaryota; Metazoa; Chordata; Leptocardii; Amphioxiformes; Branchiostomatidae
Product: malignant fibrous histiocytoma-amplified sequence 1 homolog
Exons: 1
Coding region: 502-1362 (286 amino acids)
Molecular function (GO): protein binding
Source: RefSeq, a predicted model, not a curated record
UUGUACGGACUAGUCAACUGUUUUUAUCAGCAAAAAAUUCUUCCUGUAGAACGUAAUGACGGGAGUGCUAGCAACAAAGCUAUGUAACCGGAUCCGACCAACCCCCUUGCAUACAGUCAUUCAUGUUUGUUUAGUCCUUUGUGAAUGUUUUCCCAGCAAUAUUUACCUAGUUCGUACAAGAGAGGUCGUCGCCAUUUGCAGUGUGCUAUGUUAUCAGUGCCACAGUAGUAACCUGGAAUUCCUCGGGGUGUGUUACCUCGCGUUACUACGCAAUUUCGCCCUUAAGUGGAAAGGUACUACCUCAAGUGCCGCCCAGGACACACGAGCAGUUGUUCUAAGAUGUCUACAGUUCAACUACACGUCGUUCAAAGACAACAUUUCGGUCUUAAGAAGUGAGGUGAGUAUCCGGACCGUGCCUGUUACUACCCACUGUGUUGACGAUACACGCGUCUCGGUAGAUGAGGACGUGAACACCACCCAAGAAGCGACGCUAAAGACACGAUGUCCUACCGAAGACACCUCCGUCUGAGACUUGAAAAUGAUCCGAAGAACGGGGGAAGGAAGAAGCUCAAGCUGGUCGGGAAGGAUUUGUCUGGGGGCCUCCCCUAUGACCUGUUCGAUCUCUCUGAGCUCGAAGUUCUUGAGCUGAGCCCAGAGCGCCAGUCAUGCUUGUUGUACCGACUGGAGAAACUACCGAAGGAGAUCGGUCGGCUGGUGAACCUCAAAGUGCUAAUGCUAGACACAAACGAGCUGAGAGAACUACCGGCCGAACUGAGCAACCUGCGACACCUUGAGCGUCUUGCUCUCAGUAACAACAGGUUGAAGACCCUACCCCAGGACUUCUCCGACCUCAAGAGCCUCCAAAGCCUCCACCUUGUUAACAAUCAAUUUGAGGAGUUCCCCCUUGAAGUCUGCUACCUUGAAUGUCUUACCUUCCUGGACGUAAGCGACAACAAGUUGACAAGUUUACCCGAAGAAAUAUCUUACAUGGGGAGACUGGAAACUUUCCUCCUGUUCUUCAACGAGUUAAGGAGUCUACCAGACCGUAUUUGUAAAAUGAAGACUCUGAAAACAUUGUGGCUUGGGAAAAACAAGCUGACGACGUUGCCGAAACAUUUCGGACGCCUGAAAGACCUGGACUGGGGCUACCGGCAGCACUCCUCUAACAUUGACGGGAACCCACUCCGCAAGCCCCCGCUGGAGGUCUGCAGGAGGGGUCCGAUGGACAUUGCUAGGUAUUUUGCGAUGAAGGAAGGGUGGAAAGACGGUGACCCGGACUCAGACUACGAAGAAACCCAAGAGAGAGAUCAAGAAGAAGACGAGAGAAAGGCCGUGAGGCACACGCACAACGGACACGUUUAAACUGUGAUCACGUCGUCAUCAGCAACAACGCUACCCACAAGACCUACGUUUUCAUACCACAGUAUUUGAUAGACUAUAAAUGAUUUAGAUAUGACGUUAUAACGACUUGUGUUCGUUGGUGAACCUGUGAUGAACUUGGAAUAACAAGUUUGUGCCAAGAGGGGGUCGAAUACAUUUGUUUAUAUAUAGACAGUAGGGAUCUUUCGGGGUGAAGAUGUGCAACUUGGAAACUUUUGUAUUGAAUUGUUGGUUAAGUCAAAGUCAACAUGUAAGAAAAAUUAAUUGCAAUAGAGUGUUUUUUCUUCUUCUCAUUUGCCGCACCGCUAUUUAAAGCCGCAUAAUUUAUAACUGUAAAUGCAAAACAAUACAGGGUUGCAUUACCGGGCAGUAACUUUUUUCUAUGCUCGUGCUGGGUAUGGUGUUUCCAUUUGAAAUCUUAUAGUCACUAUAACUGAAUCCGGCCAUGUAACGCCAUUAUAGUUGUCACAUCAUCCGACAGCGGCGAUUGUCCUGUGGAGAGCAGUCAAACACGGCCCAUUCUAACAGGUGUUUUUGUGCCCUCGUUCUCCUUUAUUGUGAUCGAUAGCCCGAAACUGUUUGGUGUAGAUCGGACCGGUCACCCUUCGUGGCACCGAUGUGCAAAUACGGCUCCAGGCAACACCAACGUUAUGUUAUAUGAAAUCACUAGGGCAACACCAGGGCGGUGUGGAAUAAAGUGGCAAUGGAGUAUAACAA